GCUGUGUUUCCUCUCUUCAGCCCAGCCCUGUCCUCUGAACCCUGCACACAGCGGCUGGAGCCAUGGGCAUGUCUGCAGAGCAGGAGGAGGACUCCCGCAGCCCCAGAGAUGAGGAAUGGCCAGAAGCGGAGAAGGCUGAGAAGUUAGCAAGAGGGGCUGCUUUGAAAUGGGCCUCGGGGGUGUUUUACCGCCCGGACAAGUUGGAGGGUCUGGGACACUACCGGAGCCGGGAGGCCCAGCGGAACAUCUCGAUCCAGUCCCGGCUAAAGUCGACCGUGCAGUCGCACCUGGAGGGGGUGAGCUCGGGGCUGGAGCAGCUGCGCUCGGCAGCAGGGGACGUGCGGAGCGUGCGCCGGGACCUCUGCGCCGUGCGAUGGCACCUGCUGGGCAGUGCCGAGGGCUUCCAGAGGCUGGCGCCGCUGCGGGCUGUGGUGACAGAGCACGCGCAGCUGGCUGCCGUCGUGCGGGCUCUGCCCCAGCUCUCCUCAGUACACGAGCUCCUUGCCCAGUCCCUCCAUCUCCUCCAUGGCCAGCAGCUCCUGGAGGCCCACGCCGGGCUCAUGGCGCUGGAGCGCCUGCGGGACGACAUCUUCUCCCAGCUGCACGGCGGCAGCAGCCUCCCAAGCGACCAGGCCCUGGGCGUGGUGGAGUCCUUCUUCGGUGGCCUGCAGGAGCUGAGCGAUGCACUGGCCCAGCAGCUGUGGCGUGUCGUGGGCGGCGGCGUGAGGCUGGUGCAGGAGGACCCGGCCCUCUUCGUCUCUGCCAUGCGGAUCAUUGAGAGAGAAGAGAGUGUCGAUGAUGCCCUGCUGCUGGGUCCCCAUGCCCACCGCUUCCCCGCCCCCGGGCGCCCCAAAGCCUGGAGGCAGCGGUUCUACCAGGUCAUUCAGGAGACCAUCGCUGCUGCCCACUUCAAGGCCGCCCACGUGGACGUGAAGGGCCCGGGACUGGGCCGGCACCUGGCCACGCUGCAGAGCGACAUCCUGGCGGAGCUGCGUGUGGUGAAAGACCUGAUGGUGCAGUGCUGCCCGCCUCACUAUGACAUCCUCCGCAUCUGCACCCGCAUGUACCACCAGGGCCUCUCCGACCACCUGCAGGACAUCCUCAGCGGGGACCUGGACAAGCAAGAGAUCUUCAUGCUCCUCAGCUGGGUUCUGCAUGUGUACCAGAGCCCAGAAAUGAUGGGUCACCCAGACCUUCUCCCCGAGGUGGACGUGUCAACUCUGGCCCCCCUGGUGUCGCCAGAGGUGGUGGAGCAGAUGGAAAGGAAAUAUGUGGGGAAAGUCAAGGCCAGCGUGACUGAGUGGAUGCGGCGCACGCUGGAGGUGGAGUUCAAGGAGUGGUUCCGAGAGGAGGAGCCAGAAAUGGAUCAUCUGGGCUUCUUCCAGUCUGCCCUGCCCGUCAUCGUCAUGCAGAUGCUGGAUGAGAACAUCCGGGUGGCCUCCCUGGUCACGGCCUCUCUGCAGCAGAAGGUUUACGCUAUGGCCAUGGACGAGCUGGAGGCCUUUCUGAUCAGGCUGCGAGAGGCCCUGGGGGACUGCGGGAAGGAGCACCAGAAGGACCGAGCCAUGCCCAAGCAUUACAUCUCCUACCUGCUGGCCCUGAUCAACAACAACUUGGCGCUGAGCUCGUCCAUCUCCACUUUGCACCCCGGCAGUGCAUCUCUUGCCAAGCCCGCUGAAAUCCCCUCCUCCCUGAAGACUGCACUGGACAGGACCCAGAAGAAGGCCUGCCGGCUGCUGCUGGAGGAGCUGCUGCUGGAUUUGCAGCCCCUGUACAUGCAGCUGCCAUCCCGCAAGUGGCUGUCCGGGGCCCAGCUGGUGAACAGCAUGUGCGAGGUGAUCGACAAGUACACGAGAGACUUCUCCCACGUCAGGAACCCCGUCUUCACGUUCCUGCUGGCCGAGAGCGAGCACCUAGUCAUGACUCACUACGUGCGGGCGCUCAUGGAGAAGAAGAUGGUGUGCCGGAGCGCCGAGGAGCGGAGCCAGCUCGCCACCCGGCUGCUCCAGGACGCCGCCCAGCUGCGGGAGCUUUUCCACAACCUGGGCCUGGCCGAGAGCGAGCAGACCCUCGAGGUGAUAUUCGCCCUCCAGGAGCUCAUCCGCCUCCAGGACCCGGCCUUGCUCAGCCUGGAGGUCCUGGGAUUCAUGACGAAAUACCCCGACAUCAGCGACGAGCACGUCUCCAUCCUGCUGGAUCUGCGGGGCGACGUCUCCAAGGAGGUCCGGAACGUGGUGCUGGAAAUGAUGGCGCAGAAUCCACAGUCCCUGCCCGAAAACUACCAGCCCAUCUUCAGCAACAUCCUGGUCCCAGCUCCGGAGCUUCCCUUCUGCCUUCGCAAGAGCAAGUGUGCCUGAGACACGCACGCCGCAGCCCAGCUGUCUGCAGCCCGCCCUGGCCAGUGGUGUCUCCGAACGACGGACCUCCGAGAAGCCCUGGGUGGGGCUGGGCAGAGAC
Malaclemys terrapin pileata is the source of this 2457-nucleotide messenger RNA. RefSeq names its product exocyst complex component 3 like 1 (gene EXOC3L1). The transcript has 13 exons. The record is from RefSeq and is a predicted model, not a curated record. Gene Ontology annotation, molecular function: SNARE binding. Gene Ontology annotation, cellular component: exocyst. Gene Ontology annotation, biological process: exocyst localization; exocytosis. NCBI's taxonomy places the organism in Eukaryota, Metazoa, Chordata, Testudines, Emydidae. Bases 63 to 2357 code for a protein of 764 amino acids.